AUGUGGGACGCUGCCCAGGACCCCAUCCUCUUUGUCCUGACCAUUGCCGCCAUCCUCUCCCUGUUCCUUGACGUUUACGUCAGCAACAAGCCGGACACGGGCUGGAUCAAGGGUCUGGCUCUGCUCAUCUCCGUCGCCAUUGUCAUCCUUGUCACCGCCAUCAACGACUUGCAAAAGGAGCGUCAAUUCCGCGAGCUCAUGGAGAAGCAAGAAUCCGGUCUCCAAGCCGACGUCAUUCGCAACGGCGAACAAGUGCGCGUCAAGUACCAGGACCUCGUGGUGGGCGACAUUGUGCAGAUUCACGCUGGCCUUGUUCUGCCCGCCGACGGCGUCCUCUUCCGCGCUGACCACAUCAAGUGUGAUGAGUCGGCCCUCACGGGCGAGUCCCUGGACGUACCCAAGAGCCUCGAGGAAGACCCGUGGUUGUUGUCCGGCACCAGCGUCAAGCAGGGCUCGGGCACCAUGAUUGUGACCUGUGUGGGCCUCUUUUCCGAAGAGGGCAUCAUUCAAAAGCUCAUCACCGGCGUGGGCGAAGAAGAAUCAGACCGCUUGCUUGAACUUGACAACGCUCACACGCCAGCCCACGAGCGCCAGACGGAUAGUCACCUCGCGCUGAGCACGCUCAACGAAACAACGUCUUCUCAUGAGCAGGAACGCUCCAGCCUGGAGCCCAGCUCCAACAGCGACGGCGUCUCCAAGGCCCGGUCCGACAGUGAGAGCAGCAGCGACUACGAAGACGAGGGUCCCGACAAGAAAAAGUCAAUUCUGCAAGCCAAGCUGCAGCGCAUGGCCUUGCAGGUGGGCUACGCCGCCACAGCGGUAGCGCUUUUGACCCUCGUUGUCCUCGUCGUCUCCUUUUCCGUGCAAUACUUUGGCACGGACGGCAACUCUUACUCGGCCGACGUCUGGUCUGAUUACGUCGAGUUUAUCACGACAGCCAUCGUGGUCCUGGUCGUGGGCAUUCCGGAAGGCCUGCCCCUCGCCAUUACCAUCUCCAUGGCUUACUCGGUCAAGCAGAUGAUGAACGACCACAACCUUGUGCGCGUACCUGCCUCCUGCGAGACCAUGGGCAAUGCUACGACCAUCUGCUCCGACAAGACUGGCACCCUCACCACCAACCGCAUGACGGUCGUCAAGGCCUGGAUUGGCGGUCGUGUCUUCAACGAGAUUGAGGACGCCCGUGACCUGCCAACUGACCUCAUUGAACGACUCAAGGCCAGCAUUGCCCUCAACAGCAGCCGCUCUGCCAACUACAGCAUUGAUCCCGAAUCAGGCCUCCCCAUCCAGGAGAACAACAAGACGGAAUGCGCGUGCCUCAAGUUUGCCGACGACCUCAGCGACCGUCCGUACACGGCUUACCGCGAGGAGACGCCCGUGGAAGACUACGUCAAGGUGUACCCCUUUGAUUCGGCUACCAAGCGCAUGGAGACGGUGGUCCGCCUGCCCAGUGGCAAGUACCGCGUCUACGUCAAGGGUGCUUCGGAGAUUAUUCUCAGCUUUGCCACCGCCUACGACGUGGGCAACGACCAGACCAAGCCCCUCACGGCGGAUGACCGUGCGGCACUGGAGAGGGACGUCAUUGUGCGCUUUGCCGAGCAAGCGCUGCGCGUCAUUUGCAUCGCAUACAAGGACUUUGACGAGGCGCAAGACUGGGAGCAGGAGGAAGAGUUGCUCACUGACCUCGUCGUUUCAGCCUUUGUUGGUAUCCAGGACCCUGUCCGGCCCGAAGUGCCCGACGCCGUGGCCACGUGCCAGCGCGCGGGUGUGACCGUCCGGAUGGUCACGGGUGACAACAUGAUUACCGCCCGCGCCAUUGCCAUCAACUGCGGCAUCAUCACCGAGCAAGACGAUGGCGAAGGCGUCGUCAUGGAGGGCCCCGACUUCCGCCGUCGCGUUGUGAAAGAGGAUGGCUCGCUGGACUACGAAGAGAUUCAGCGCAUUGGCACCAAGCUCCGCGUCAUGGGUCGCUGCUCGCCCUCGGACAAGUUCAACCUGGUCAAGGGGCUCAUCAAGGCCGGCGAGGUUGUAGCCGUCACCGGUGAUGGUACAAACGAUGGCCCGGCCCUGGCCGAGGCCGAUGUGGGUUUUUCCAUGGGCAUUGCCGGCACCGACGUUGCACGCCAGGCCUCCGACAUUGUCAUCACCGACGACAACUUUAGCUCGAUUGUCAAGGCCAUCUCUUGGGGCCGAAACGUCUAUGACAGCAUUUCCAAGUUUAUCGUGUUCCAACUGACCGUCAACGUGGUGGCCCUCACCGUGGCCUUUGUGGGCGCCUGCGCCAUUCGUGAAUCACCCCUCCGCGCUGUUCAGCUGCUCUGGGUCAACCUCAUCAUGAACGUGUUUGCGGCUUUGGCCCUGGCCACUGAGCGCCCGACAGCCGAACUGCUCGAGCGUGCCCCCUAUGGGCGCUCUCAGCCCCUGGUCUCGCGCAUCAUGAUGCGCCAGAUCCUCGGUCACGCCCUGUAUCAGCUACCCGUCCUUCUCUUGCUCAUCUUCUACGCGGACGAGAUGUUUGACAUCCAGAGUGGACGGCGCUAUGACCUCACCGUGCAGCAGCGCGAGGACGAAAUUUUGACACAGCACUACACGUUUAUUUUCAACACCUUUGUGUGGAUGCAAAUUUUCAACGAGUUGAAUGCUCGCGUGGUGAACGACAACCUGACCGUGCCCGGCCUGCCUCGCCUGCUGGGUAACUUUUGCCGGCCCUUUGUUGGCUUUUUCUCCAACCCCAUCUUUGUGAGUGUGGUGCUGGGCACCAUUGUGGCCCAGGUCCUGAUUGUCCAGUAUGGCGGUCUUGCCUUUGAGACAACACCUUUGGGUGGUACGCUGUGGGGUGCCUCGAUUGCCUUUGGGGCGGGCUCCCUGAUCUGGAACCUCGCUAUGCCGACCAAGACGGUUGUGUGCCUUGAUCUGACCCCUACGUCACCUCUACCAGCCGCCGCAGAGCGCGAGGGCCCGGCCCGACGCGAGGUCGGUCUUUUGUGCGCACGAAUGUUUUUGCUGCUCUCCAUGACAAGAAAAAUUGUUCUUUUACGCCGUGUUCUCUAG
Monosiga brevicollis MX1 is the source of this 3048-nucleotide messenger RNA. RefSeq lists its product as uncharacterized. Gene Ontology annotation, biological process: calcium ion transmembrane transport; intracellular calcium ion homeostasis. The transcript is spliced from 5 exons. Gene Ontology annotation, molecular function: ATP binding; P-type calcium transporter activity; ATP hydrolysis activity. Lineage: Eukaryota; Choanoflagellata; Craspedida; Salpingoecidae. Bases 1 to 3048 code for a protein of 1015 amino acids. The record is from RefSeq and is a predicted model, not a curated record. Gene Ontology annotation, cellular component: membrane; intracellular membrane-bounded organelle.